Trypanosoma brucei brucei TREU927 is the source of this 378-nucleotide messenger RNA. RefSeq lists its product as hypothetical. The coding region runs from base 1 to 378 and encodes 125 amino acids. The transcript has a single exon. The record is from RefSeq and is a predicted model, not a curated record. NCBI's taxonomy places the organism in Eukaryota, Euglenozoa, Kinetoplastea, Trypanosomatida, Trypanosomatidae.
AUGUUCGCGUGGGCCCCAAGCAAAUCAUGCCAAAAAAACUAUGCGACCUCCGAAUUGUUUACUUCGGAGCCCCCCCCCCCCACCUCCGUUUUGUUUACCACCAGCUCUGACCAAAUUCCUCCUCCCAAACGAGUGGCACCCCCUACUUCGGCACACCUGAGCGGUCCGCGACUGGUGUAUUCCCCAAACCAGGCAAGGCUUCGGGGCCCGCUCAACCACGCGGUAGGGCACAGAGUCGUCGGGAGGGGGAAGUCAUUCAUGCUCGCCUUACAGAAGCACGUAUUGGUCCUUUUAAUAACCCCUUAUUAUUAUUUUGGGGGGCAUGGCAAUACGAUGAUGUUACUUAACUUCCUGUGUUGGACGCAUAUUGAAGAGUAA